CUCCACAGCAGUGUGCCCUCAUGUGCCUUGUCCACACUGGUUCCCUGCAAACACCCAGAGACACCUGGAGACUGCUGGCAGAAGGACUGGUCAGGAACCGUGUCACCUAUCAAGAUGUUGGCACAGCGGUUACUCCCAAGGGAACACACUGCACCUCGACCUGCAUGACCCCUGUCAGCCAGGCCGAGAAGGAAGUCAAUACAUCAGGGUCGGAGGGUGUCGGCAGUGAAGUGACAGACAGUGCGGUGCUCACAGACUCUCUACUCUGGAACUUUUCGCGAGAGGCUCUGGAGUCGGUUCCCCGGGAAGAUUUGGAGCGUCGAUUGGAAACAGCCUUGCUCAUCAAUGAGGUUCUGUCCAGCCAGCUGAAUGACCUGUCGAAGAGUAAGGGUUUGGGCCUACGGGUUGGGCCAGCAGAUCAGAGGGAGACGUUCACCCAGACUGACAGUUCCCAGACCCCUGAGGUAGAGGACCAUUAUUGCAGCUUGUACCUACAGCAUGCCAGCAGAGCGCGAGAGUUAGAGCUCAGCUUGGAACAUUACCAGCAGCUCCAAAGUGCGAUCUGUAACAGCCGCAAGCAGCAAAAUUUGCUGGUUGAAGAGGUUGAGGAAUGUCUGGCUGAUGUAGAUGGAGCUUAUGAAGAAAUGAAGAACGAGCGAGUCCGAAUGCAUGAGCAAUUGAAAGAUGCCAGGGAUCUCGCCCACCAGAGUACCAUCCAGCUCCAAACCAUGACCCAAACAACGGUGAGGGCCCUGGAAGAGCAAGCAGCACUGAGGAAUAGGGCAGACGAGGCUGAGUGGAAGACAGCAAAUAUGCAACAGGAGCUGGAGCAAACUGCCUAUGAACUCCGUGAUGCGCUGGACAAAGUUAAACGGUUGAACUGUGAGAACCUGCAGCUGAAGUCUGGGCUGGAAACCAUGACUGAUCAGCUAGCCAAGGUGGAGGAUGAACGUGACAAGCUGAUGAAGGAGAACAGCAGAUACUUUGUGGAGGUGGCCACAAUAGAAGCCUCGCUGAAACUAUCUGAGGCAGCACUAGCCGAGAGGACAGAGAAGUUGCAGACUUGUGAAGCACAGAAUAAGGCGCUGGAAAACACGCUAAGGGAGAAUGUGAAAAGUCUGGAGGAGGCUUUGGAUAAACUGAAACAUGAGAAGGAAGGAAUGGUGUUGUCUCAGGCUGAGGUCACCCGCCUAACCAAGGCACUGACACUUAAGGAUGUGGAGCUACAAGAACUCUUCGACACCCGGGCUGAGGCUGCAUUGAUCUCAGACUACAAUAAGUUUAUGGAGCAGGAGCUGAAGGUGACCCGUGAUCACCUGAUGGAGAUGGAGGGGCAGCUCGGUGAACAGGUCCACGUCCUGCAUGAUCGCAACCUGGAAUGUGAGCAGCUGCGGGCUCAGUGUGACCAGUGCCAAAGAAAUCUGGAUACGGUUAAGAAGGAUGCACGAGAGAUGUUGCUGGAGAUGGGACAGCAGAUGAACCAGGCCACAGUAGAGAUCUCGGCUCUGCAAGUUCAAGCACAAGACGUCAUUAAAUCAACUGGAACAACUAUAAAGAACUGGCAGCAGAAUCGUCUGGUGGCUGUUGCUAAGACUGACCAACUGCCCUCUGUAUCCCAAAAAGAGGAAGAGGCAAAGGAAACACAGGAUAUCACCCAAUCCAGCAAAGAGCAUCAGGAAGGGACUCUGUGUGACAUCAGGAGUGACCAUAGCGCCUUUGUUCCCAUUGGGCCAACAAUGCCAAAUCCACCAGAGCGUAAUGAAGAAGCUUCUCUUGACAUUGGAAGUUGUCAUGGUGCUUUUACGAGAAUUGAGCCCAUAACUCCUAAGAAAACGGAAGUUGAAGAUACCCUUUUGCGGAAUGUGGCUGAGCUGCGAGUGGCCUUCCAGAAGCUCCUUGAGACAACGCAGCUGCAGGUAAAAGACCUGCAGCAGGAAAUUACUAAACUGCGGGAGCAGCGGAGAGCUGUGUUCAGCAAGAACUGGUCAGAAGUGAGCAGCCUACAGAGCAAGGUUUUAGUCCUGGAAACUGAGAACAGAAGGCUAAACCGAGAACUUCAAGCACAAGAUAAGACUAGCUCAGAGCUGAAGAAAGCUGUAAGUCUUCAGGAUGAAACAAUCCUUGAGUUCAAUAAACAGAUGGAGACUAAUUUGAAGGAACACACUGAGUUUCUGGCCAUGAAGGAAGAAGUCACUGGUUUAAAACGGCAGCUCCAGCGCUCUGAGAUUGAGGCCCACACCUGCCGUGAGGAGUUGACCAAACUACAGACUUCAGAUGGUGCAUGGGAUAUGAAUUGGCUUGAAGACAAAGUAGAACUUCAAUGUCAAGUGAAAAAGCUGCGAGAGGCUUAUGUGCAGAAGGAGAAUGACAUCCAGGAACUGAAGGUGAAAAUGUACAAUCAUAAAGCUAUCCUGGAAGAAAAUUAUCAGAAAGCGGAGGCAGAGCUAGCCAAACUCGACGACCUGAUUGAGCAUGUCAGAAUAGUUCUCUUGUCAGUGCCCGACAUUGUUGCGAAUUCCGUAGAGCUGAGGGGUCUCCUGCUCCAUCUUGGAGAAGAUGUGGAAGAGUAGAGCAUGUAUCUUGGCUGCUGCUUCACUCACUGGGAUGCAAGUCAUUGUGUGUUUGUAGGUGGGGGGAAGAGGAACGAACAGUAGUUGUAGGCAGGAAUGAAAUGUGGGGCAAAAUGACAGUGCCACUAUUUUCUGUCUACCCCAGAUAUGAUUGAUUCAGCGACAAAUCAUCCCAUGAAAUUUUAAAACCUUGCUUUUAACCAGGGUUUUCAAUUUCAUUUGAAAAAAAAACUUAAAUGACAGCGAAUCCAUCUGAUACUCUUAUGUCCAUGUCUUGAAACUCGAGUGUCUAUGGGUCUCCACUGUAUGUUGCUGAAAAGAGAGACAUGUUGCCAAAACUUUUCAUCGUGCACUUAUCAGGACAAUCUCAAGAAUACCAAAUUUCAAAUGGUCACAACAAUAGAUUCCAAAGAAGAAAAGGAGUGCUUUGGGGCAGUUGGCAAAGAGGGUUGGAAAGUUGACUCUAGCUGAUUUGCUUUCUCCAUGGCAACCCAUGAGGAACUAUAGGUUUCC
Messenger RNA from Carcharodon carcharias (great white shark), 3083 nucleotides. It is a transcript of the gene spag5, whose product is annotated as sperm associated antigen 5. Bases 21 to 2570 code for a protein of 849 amino acids. The transcript has 21 exons. The record is from RefSeq and is a predicted model, not a curated record. Lineage: Eukaryota; Metazoa; Chordata; Chondrichthyes; Lamniformes; Lamnidae. Gene Ontology annotation, biological process: cell division; regulation of attachment of spindle microtubules to kinetochore.